GCAAUACCGCGCAUGGCUGCAUUGGUCAAAUUGGCGGGAAAAACCUGAAGAAUGUAGUUUACCGAGCAAAAUGGUGUCGGAAGAGUCGUUAAUUUCGUGUCUCUGUGAUUUAGGUUGUGAUGUUCCAGACAAAUCUGUCAUUGAUAGAUGUGUUCAGCUUUGUCAUGCUUAUAACAUUGACGAAGAAACAUUUGUAGAAUUAUGGGUUUCGUACACUGUUUCACAUUCUAUAAAUAUUAGUCCAACGCUAGAUGAUCUUAAUAAGUUAGAAGAAGAAGAACUUAAAAAAGGUCAAGAGAGUUCUAUUGAAACUGUUUCACAUGCAAUAUCUAAUAUAGAAGUGGAUAUACAGACUGACCAAGAAAUCACUAAUAAUGUUUUGGACAUAUACAACACUGGACCAUCUUCUUUGUUGAAGCAUAUUAAAAGAGCGAGAAGUCCGACAACGGAAACCGGAAACGAUACUAAAAUACGAGCGGUGGAUCAAACGUUUUCGCCAUCAACUUAUAGUUCAAAAACAAUUGUGCCUAAUCGUGCCCCAAGUACUCUCGUUAGAGGCAAAGUUCUUUUGAAUUUUGGCCCAGAUGUACACAUUUGGAAGAAACAAAACGAAUACGAUAUAUCGAUCGCAAAGGCUGAUAAUCCUCACGUACCCAAAGAUGUGGUGUACAUGUACGAAAUGCUGUCCAAACAAGGGGCCGCUCUUGCCAGCAAUUGUGAAAGUUUUGGUGAGCGACUGUGCCACAUUUGGAACGAAAUGGGACCCACAGAGGCCAACGUGCGUUACGUGAGAAACGUAAUAUCCGUGAGCCAAACACCGUUUAGAACAUGGGGCAGAAUAUCCACCAUGAUCGAUAAAUCAACUGGUACUAAGGUGGUUAUGCUAGAAGGUUGCAAAAAAUGUAAGGGUGACAACAAUGCGCCUAUUAUUCGACUAGAUCUCAGCGGAAUCAAGCACUAUUCUGUUUUUGCGGGACAGAUAGUUGCGGUGGAAGGUAUUAAUACCGCGGGAAACGUUCUAAUUGCGAAGGAAUUGUUUCUAAAAGGCCACGCACCUCUAGCAGCUACUCCAAAAUUAUUAAAAGAUUUGAGAGUGUAUGUUGCGGUUGGUCCAUUCACACCAUCUGACAAUUUAAACUACCAGCCGUUAUGGGAUCUCAUGGAACGCGUCGUAGAUGAAGAGCCGAAUAUAUUGAUCUUGAUUGGUCCUUUUAUAGAAUAUACGCACUCUGAGAUUAAGAAGUGUACCUUGAAAGAUACUUUUCAAGAGUUUUUUGAUAAAAUUUUGUCGAGGGUCAUGCAAUGUCUACAAGGGAGAUCUACGCGGGUCGUAGUAAUAUCUUCCAAUCGAGACGCACAUCACGAUCCCGUUUAUCCGACGCCGGAAUUCACCAUAUAUACAAACAAAAUUGGAUCAAACACCGCGAAUCUAUGUUCCAUGCCAGACCCAUGUAUAAUAAACGUUGAAGGUUUGCAAAUAGGAAUAACUUCCGUCGAUACUCUCAGACAUUUAGGACAGCAAGAAAUAUCGAAUACUCCCGGCAUGGACAGACUCGGCCGUUUAGCUGAUCAUGUAUUAUCCCAAACAACGUUCUAUCCUUUGUACCCUCCUUUCUCAGGGUUGAACUUUGAUACUACUCUUUGGCAAAAUUAUGCAUGUUUUGAACAACAACCGCAUAUCAUCAUUUUACCCUCCGAUGUUAGAUACUAUUGCAAAAUAGUCAACGAGUGUCUUGUUUUAAAUCCGGAACGAUUGCAGAAAUAUAUCUAUGCCAAGUUGUGCAUACGACCAGCCAGUAACGGGAAAUGGGAUCCAAAAAAUGUAUCCUGUGAAAUUGCGAAAGUUUAAGUUCGAUUUUGUUUACAUUUUUUACCUUCCUUUGUGUUUUACAUUCCUGCGUAUUUUGUUUUAAACACUAGUGCCAAAGAUAAUAAUUAAGAUGCAGUCUUGCACGUGUUUUCGCGUUGUUUGUCAAAGAAUUGACAGUGUGUUCAUAAUAAAAAAAAAAAAUUUAGAUCGCUGCGACUUGGAUUUUUUGAACUUCUUUUUUUUGCGAUAACAUCUGUGGAGUGCAAGAAAACUAAGAAUUUGUUAUUUCCUUGAUAGAGGUCAGCACCAACCGCAUUUGGGUCAUGAUUCUUGCUGUACUCGUACUCGUGUGAUGGCGCCACGAGCACAACAAUCGAAACCGUCGAGUUUUCUGCUUGUAGUGAGUUGUGGAAUCGGCCAUUGCUACAAUAUUUUUCUCGAGAUUGAAAAUCUCCAAGCAUCGAUGGAGAUACGUGGACGAUCGCAGAUCUCGAGGAAUACACUUGUUUUCGGUGGAUCAUAGUUUGGAAAACGGAUAGAUUGGUAGAAGAUGGCUUAAUUUUGUGCACUGCAUCAGAAACGCGACACAGAUAGAUGAAACGAGAACACCAGAAAGCGAGAGUGCCAUAUCGAUCCGUUGUCUAGGCGCCAGAGAUCCUCGAGUCGAUUCUGCAGAAGGAUUAUUAAUGUUAGUACCCAAGGAUCCGAGCCCAAAGAUGACGAGCGAGAAAAAGAAGUAAUUUCAAAUGCCAUUGGCGAACGUACAGGAUACUCGAGACGUUAUUAGUGAAAGAACGCCGUUCUCAAAUUAGCCGGAUGAUAGUCGCGACAUUAUUAUGUCGACUCGUUAUUGCGCUUUCUUUUAUUGGAUAAACUCGCCACGAAAACGGAGAGCACAGUUGUUACCGAAGCUCUCUUGCCUUGACCGCGACCCAGGGUCUUCAUCCUCGGGAGGAAUCGAUUCGUUCUCUGAACUUCUAAUUCUGUAACCGCCUACGCGUGGACGUGUAAUGUUGCCACUUCUCGAUCAUUGUAAUAAUUCAGGGUCACGGCGAUAAACUUGUUGCGAAAACUGCGCGUGGCUACUUAUAUGUAGCCAGGCGGUUACGUUUUGUCUGUUAACUGCUUACUGGGAAAAGAAUUUCUAGACUUACGUUGAACACCCCUUUCUCAUCGAUGACACAGCGAGAUGCUCUAAUUUAUAGCAACGACUCGCGAUCGACGAGCCUCAAAUUAGAAUAAAGCAGCAGCACGAGGGAAUGUUUCUUUUUCUUCAUCUCGCCGCCGCCGACCAGGUUUCUUUCUUGCUUACAUAAUCGACCUGUUUAAAAAGAGGUUGGGCGAGACUUGCGCGCGCACCUUGAAAAUUUCGAUAUUACAUGGUGCGUCUCCGACACGAAUGAAGAACCGUCAGCGGAUGGAGGGGGGCUUACAGGCUUCCGCCACAUAAGAAUUGCAUUAUCGUUUCUUGUAUCUCUAUUUAUCGGAUUGGCGUCAGAGGCGAGUUAAGUAGUCAAUCACGAAUUUCGAAUAAUGAAUAAAAGAUAAACAACUUUC
Molecule: messenger RNA, 3367 nt
Organism: Hylaeus volcanicus
Lineage: Eukaryota; Metazoa; Arthropoda; Insecta; Hymenoptera; Colletidae
Gene: DNApol-alpha73
Product: DNA polymerase alpha subunit B-like
Exons: 9
Coding region: 71-1849 (592 amino acids)
Biological process (GO): DNA replication initiation; DNA replication
Cellular component (GO): alpha DNA polymerase:primase complex
Molecular function (GO): DNA binding
Source: RefSeq, a predicted model, not a curated record